Molecule: messenger RNA, 4550 nt
Organism: Chelmon rostratus (copperband butterflyfish)
Lineage: Eukaryota; Metazoa; Chordata; Actinopteri; Chaetodontiformes; Chaetodontidae
Gene: atoh8
Product: atonal bHLH transcription factor 8
Exons: 4
Coding region: 1444-2451 (335 amino acids)
Molecular function (GO): DNA-binding transcription factor activity; protein dimerization activity
Source: RefSeq, a predicted model, not a curated record
UUCGCGUUCCAUAAACUACAGCAGAGUCAGAGGAGCGCGAGCCUCCUGUGCUUUGUAUCCAGUUUGCUGUCGGUUCUGUCUUCUGACUGCAGGCUGAGCGCUGCGCGCGCUGCUGCGUUUCCAGAAGAGCAGGAUCACGAGAGACCAGGAGGACCGAACCCGAUAUACCGGCGUCAACUCAGAAGAUACACUAGCAGACUAGUUAACCGUUACUGUUGUAUGGAUAACAAGUAACUUCCUGUAGCCAAUGAACACCAAGCCAACUCAGUGAGAGCCAAAUAUCGCUGUACAGCGGUGAUACCGGAGCUUUUCUUCAAGAACGGACCCUGAGCUUGAAUGAGGGAUGAAUCGGUACCAGGACAGCGUGUAGAUGACAUUGUCAUCUUGGAAUAGUAGAGAUCUGCGCCAGUGCUCCCGUUAAUGCUGUCAGACGAACCCUGACACUUUAACAGAAGCGCCGUGGAGUUCACAAACUUAGAAACAUUGCUCUGUGGGUAGAUUAAAUUGGUAUGCGUUUGGAAUGUGUUAAUUCUCAUAGCUGUUCCCCAUGACUUGUCAAUUUUUGUUUUACUCUGCAAAUAACCAAAAAGAUUGUGUCCCCUCUGGUUGCUUUGAAAUCGUUUGAAAAACUGAGAGUUGAGUCAGAGCUGUUUCAUAGUCGUUCUAUAUGAGUGGUCAGUGUGCCUGACAGUGUGAGCUGCCAUCCUGUUCAUAUACUGUUCCCAUUAUUUUGUCCAGCAGCUGCAGCUCCACUGCAGCCUAUCUGUGCUCAGUGUGUGUAUCAGUGUGGGUUAUUCUCAGUGCUGCUAUGCAGACUGACUGGAGCCACACUCAGACAGCUUGACUGUAACCCUGAUUCUGAGGCAUAUGCCUGGACUGCUCUCACAGAAAGAAACCUUAACAGCCGAGGAAAAGUGUUCUGCAAGUCUCCAUCCAGAGGGACGGCUCAUGUGGAAUAGCAGAUGUUACACAGCUUUGUGUUCUGAUGUGGAUUAUUCAGGAUGCUGCUAUGCAGACAGAGUGGAGCCACAGAAAACCUGCUGGUAAAGUUAAAGUAACACACACAACUGUGCAGCUUCUGUCAGCGCAGUUGAACAGCUUGUGUUACACAGUUGGCAGCUGAAUGUUUGUCAGGAAGGUAGGGUUUUUUACAGGGUUUAGAUUUUGUAUUCUUGAACAAAACUCAUACUGCUUAGUUAUGUGUGCAUUUAAAGAUGGAAAGCUUGACAUAGACUGAGACCAAAACUUGUGUCAGUCCCCUCUGACUUUUUUACGGUAAUGAAGCAAAUGAUGAAAAUUUGAGUAAUUGAAACAUUUUAUUGGACAGUUUAGAAGGUUUUGCCGCUGAAAUACAGUUCAGAUGAAUUAACUUUUGUGUAGUUGAAAUUUGACUAAUUAAAAUUUAUUUCACUUUAGCUUGGUAGUUACACUAAUUGUUGGAAAAUGAAGAACCCUCAUCCACUGAAUAACACCUGGGAUAGAUCCAUUAAUAAAGACCCAGUACUGAUCACUGUGCCAGGCACUAAAAAGCGGUUCAAGAGGAAGUCCCGGGAGCCUAAAAGGCUUUUCAACAGCCCUGAGCCUGAGAGGAUGAAAGCUUACCUAGCAGACAUGUCUGAUAUGGACUUGGUAGAUGACAUACAGACUGAGGUAUGUAAUGUCAGCAGGUUGGCUCCACUACACAGACAGCUGAUGAUGUCACAGGAGGCAAUGGCGAGUACUACAGGAACUCUGUCAGGACUACCAGAAGACAGCAUGGCUCCAGCUCAGAGUGGUGCCAUAGACAUGAGAAUUGGCAUAAACAUGUCUGCCAUCACAUCUACACUGUCCCAGUUACCUGCCUCUCCAUUCCCUAAUCCAGAGAUCUCCCACUGGCCCACAGCCAUCUCCCAGCCUCUGUCCAACAGACUCAAACUGGGCCUCUGCUCUACUUUCCCUCUCUCAACAUCAACCACCGGCAGCCACAGUCACUCACCCAGCCACCAGGCCUUUUCUCUGGAGACCACUCUCUCAGGCCAAACUGCAGCUCUGCCUGUCCCCAGAGCCUCCCAGUGUCAUGAACACAUGGAGCCCCAGGUCCAGUCACCUAAGGUGAAGGAGUCUCCAAGGAAGCGGGUUGGAGCGAGUGAUGAUGGACCUGGGCGUCUUCCAGAGGUCAAAGCCAUCCAGCAGACCAGGAGGCUACUAGCCAACGCCAGAGAGAGGACCCGUGUCCACACCAUUAGUGCUGCAUUUGAGGCCCUGAGGAAGCAGGUGCCAUGUUACUCUUAUGGGCAGAAGCUUUCCAAGCUGGCAAUACUACGUAUAGCCUGCAACUACAUCCUGUCUCUGGCACAGUUGGCUGAGCUGGACUACAGUUCUGACCACAGCAGUCUCAGUUUCUCUCAGUGUGUCGAGCAGUGUACCAGGACCCUGCAGGCAGAGGGCAGGAGCAAAAAGAGGAAGGAGUGAAGCUGAUUGCAGUGGACUGGUCCAACACAUAAACCUCUGACAAAACCGUGAGGAUGCAAGACACUGGGAGGGCAAAUGAUGAGAUGAAGAUUAGAGAUAUGUUGAGGAAAUGGAUAAAGUGGACAGGAUGAUUCCUACAUUUUUUAUUGUGAAUUGCUCUCACCACAUUGUCAAGUGAACUAACAUAAAUACUUAUCUGGGAAGUUCUGUAUGCCAAGGCCCAUGAGCAACAACUGACUAAAACUGAGACUGGGACUAAAUGAUUCAGCACACAGAAUCCCUUAGCAAUGAUCUCAACUAUGCAUAAAGCUACACACAUUACAUUACAGUGUUUCAAUUCUAUAUUUUCCACUCUUGCCUUGUCAGUACCAUGUUUAAGUCUGUCCUUCCUGGCAAUAGUCAGCUUUAAGCUGGCAAAAUCAAGCAUGAAACUUGUCUGGCCACAGGUGUGUAAAAUGCUGUAGAACAAAUGUCAGUUUAAUGAGGAUAAAUAUUUCAGAAUCAGAAUCAGCUUUAUUGGCCAAGUAUGUGUACACAUGCAAGGAAUUUGACUCUGGUUUAAACAUUGCACUCAAUGUAGUACUUCCAUGGAGAAAAAGACAUGUCAAGACUGUUAAACUGCAGAUAUUCAGAAGAGUCACUGCAGUUCAAGCAGCUCAUUCAACUGUUAUAAAUAUACCUUAGUUUUUUUGGUCUUUUAUAUUUCAGAAAAUGAUAAUUAUAGUUAUUCAAAAUUCAAUUCAACUUUUUCAAAUAAAAAUAUGUAAAAAAUGAUUACACUGAUUUUUCAACAAUACUCGUACAUACUAUACAUUGUAUUUCUCUAUAUUAGCAUUGACAUUAAUGCCACAACAAACAGGAUGAACAAAAAUAUUAAAGGUGCACCACAGUGAUUUAGUUAGACUCUUGACUUGUGAGAAAAAGAAGAAAAGAAAUGCCAAAAACAAUCUUUACAAUAGAGGCUGAGAUAUCCUGCCUGACUUUGGCUUUGACCAAAGGUAUGUGGAUACUUUUCUCAAUAGAUCGUUUUCCCCUAUAUUUAAAAAAAAUCAGUCCACACAACCUUCUUUUUACAAUGGUGGCAAAAAAGUCAAUGAUACAUCAACUACCAGAAAAAAACAUUCUGAGCAUGCAUAGUAAGCUUAUUAAGCAUGGUGGUAGUAAUUUUAAAAAACACAAAUAAUUAUAGCUAAUCAUUUAAUUUUUUACAGAAAUUUGACAACUAUAUCUUCACCUUUAUUUACUAAACACCUUUCUGCCGUAUGGCCUAGCAAUGCUAACUAAAUGUAAACUAACCAGUUGUCUGCCAUUGCUGUUGCAACAAUAGGCAUGCACUAAUUGAGGUGAUGUCAUUGUUUCUAAAACACUUCAUUUUACAUGUAUGGAUACACAGAAAUGAGUCUUGGAAAUUCCACACUUCAGAAAGUGUUUUUAAAAAUCUACCUAAAAUGCUGUUUGAAUAUGACAGAGUCGCCAAAACGAAGGCUUGGAUUGGAUUUAAUACCAUUUUUGUGUAAGCCUAGUAAAGGUACUGCACAUUAUAUCAUGUUCACGUUAUAUCAUGCAAACAAUAAAAGCUAAUUAAUACAUCAUUACAUAACUAAUACAUUUAAGCAGUCCUUAUUUAUCCAACAGAACAAAAAAAAAAAAUAGUCCUCAUAUUCUUUGGUCCUUUGGAGAUUUGCUAGUUACAUAGGGCCACUUGUCAUUAACUUCACAGGUCUUGUGGGAAGAAAGAAAUAAUUAAUGAGGAUACGUUAUGCCAGGUCUAUGUAAAGUAUGCACGAUUUUGGAAAGGUGUGAGUGUCUUCUGUUAUAGAGUUGGUUUUGAGUACAGUGAAAUACCAGUGAACAAUCCACUGAAAACUGUGUUUCUGGACCAAGGAUACUUUCCAUUGGGCCCCAGCAUUUACCUCAGCACUGAUAUUUGGAAAGCAUGCUGUGUCUACUGAUAAACUGUUUGAGUCUUUGCUGUUUGUGCCUGUGAAUAUUCUCAUUCAUCCAGGUCAUUGUAAGCUUUAGGGCAUUCAAUCAUUCGCAACUGGACCUCGUCAGUUUGUCUUAGAAGACGUUUCGCCUCUCAUCCGAGCAGGCUUCAU